Molecule: messenger RNA, 1349 nt
Organism: Oryzias melastigma (Indian medaka)
Lineage: Eukaryota; Metazoa; Chordata; Actinopteri; Beloniformes; Adrianichthyidae
Product: transcription elongation factor 1 homolog
Exons: 4
Coding region: 151-402 (83 amino acids)
Biological process (GO): transcription elongation by RNA polymerase II
Cellular component (GO): transcription elongation factor complex
Molecular function (GO): RNA polymerase II complex binding
Source: RefSeq, a predicted model, not a curated record
UACCAAUGCGCUGGGCUUUAGGGUUUCGUUUGCCUAGCACAACGUGUAUUUCCGACCAACACUUGAAGGUAAAAUAAGUAAAUAAACCAAAUAAGACAAACAAUAAACUUUUACCAAUGCAAGUUUAAGAGGUUUGACAGUUUAGGUACAAUGGGUCGGCGCAAGUCAAAAAGAAAGCCUCCUCCUAAGAAAAAGAUGACAGGGGACCUGGAAUCUCAGUUCACCUGUCCUUUCUGCAACCACGAGAAGUCAUGUGAUGUUAAAAUGGAGAGAAGCAGGAAUACUGGGAUAAUAUCAUGUUCUGUGUGUUUGGAAGAGUUCCAGACUCCCAUCACUUAUCUGUCAGAGCCCGUGGACGUGUACAGCGACUGGAUAGACGCCUGCGAGGCAGCCAAUCAGUAGUCCCCAUCAAGCUGGAGGCACGGCGUGAACGUGGAGCGGACGGACAUGUGGCUGAAGGGGGUGCGCCCACUUGGAUCAAGCGGGCCAGAAUAUAACUGAGACUUUCAAUAAUGUUAUUGAAGGAUUUCUACUGUCUUCAUUGACAUGCUCAGAAAUAGUUUUCUCCUUCCUAAGAAAGAAAGGUUUGGGUUAGGAUGUAUUCCAUAAUUGUUUCCUUUAUCGGGUUGCCUGUUUUGUCUUGAAACACCAAUCAUGUUUUUGUUUUUCUUAGAAAACUUAGAUUCAAUCUUUUAAAUUGUGGUUUUUAGCUUUCAAACAGUUGUCCAUAUUAGGUUGUGUUAAAAUUAAAUAGACAUGGACAAACAGGCUUUUAUUCUGGAUUCUGUGGCCAAAUUUAUAUCACUGUUAUGACAAAAAGUGAGUCUCAUUGAUUGUUGAUUACGUGUGAUGCACAAACUGGAUUUUUCUUUCCCCUUAUUCUUUUACAGUUUCAUUUAAAAGUGUUGUGUGCACCAAAACUUCAUGAAAGAAUCAGAUUUUAAGCAAACACUUGUCAGACAAGUUCAGGAUUUACAACUUUUUAUUUUUUGGUCUUAUACAGAUGAGCAAUAAAGAACUAACAAAAGCAAUAUAACAUCUCCAAACAUGAUUAUGCAAAACUAUGACACAGAUCAAAGAAUACAUAAAAUAUGAGUAUUUUUAAUGAAUUAUUAUACAAACAUGAGAUUUUUUUCUAAACAGUUCAGCAGUAUUUUGGGUAUUCGACCAUCUUGUUUCUAUAUUUCCCUUGCUAAAUGGUGUUUGUCCUCCUUGGUUUUAAUGAUGUUACAUUUUGUGCACAUUUAGACUCCAUCUGCGUAUUUUGUGUCAAGUCAGAAAGGAGCUUCUCAGGGUGGAUGUUGAUGCAUUUUAGGUCACCAAUAAAGCUGGAUUAAGUCAUACUGCAA